GAAAGUGAGCGAGUCUAAAGCAGCUGAUGUUUACUCUGAAGUGAGAGAGGAGCAGUUUUCUCUCACAGACUGAUUCUGCAAAAGACAGGAGACUGUUUGACCCUCUGUUCUCCCACUGAACCUCAUCAGACGCGCUGAGAAGUGAAGCCUCAUGUCUGAAAGGCUCUGUCGGUUUAUUUCCAUACAUAUAGAGUAAGGGACCUCCAUUACGGAAUGAGAGGCCUCACCAACUACCAUCUGUCCUGCUGCGUGAACACUUUACUGCAGACCCUCUCUGCUACCUGGGAAGUAGCAGAUGUGCUAGAAAGGUGGGAGACAGGUGGUGUGAGAGGGGACAGUCACAGUGUCCCUCUGCAGUUAAAGAAUGUUCUUGCAGCCAUGAGGAGCGACUCUCCUCAGCACGUUCCCCAUCGAGACUUCCUUCACUGUCUGGACAGAAACUGCGUCCGACUUAAUACACAGCAUGAUGCUGACGAGGUGUUCCUCUCCAUUCUGAACUUUGUGCAACAGCAGAUGGACGACAAAACACUGGCUCUUGAAAUCCAGGAUCUGUACAAGAUUUCUGUGGAGACGCACCUGCGGUGUUUGGACUGCAGCUCUGUCCAGACUCGGAGCAGCUACCUGCUCAGCCUGCCUCUGCACAUAAAGGAAGAUCACAACUCUCUGGAAAGCUGCAUAUCCUCGUUCUUAGAGGAGCAGGAGCUAAGGGACAUAAAUCGCUGCUUUUGUGCCCAAUGUGGAACCAAGACUCCAUCCAAACAGGGGGUCAAGCUGCUCUCCUUGCCUCAUAUCUUGUGCGUGCACCUGAAACGGUUUCGAAGUAGUCGUGUUUACACCCGGAAACUUGAUUGCAGGGUUUCUUUUCCAGAAACCUUUGAUUUCUCUGAGAUUGUUCGAGAUGCCUUCUCCACUGACUUUGCCCAGAAUGAGUGCAAGUACACUUUGUAUGCAGUGGUGGUGCACUCUGGUUACGCAAUGUAUGGGCACUAUACUGCCUUCAUUCGUCAUAGGACCAACCAGCGCUGGUUCUAUGCAGAUGACAGCCACAUACAACAGGCCUCCUGGGAAGAAGUGCAGAAAACAUAUGGAGGACGUUACAGCGACACAGCGUACAUGUUAAUGUACAGAAGAGGUUCGAAGGAGGGGGGGCAACAACCUGAAUUAUCCAGCUGAGUGUUUGGAUGCAGAUUAAUUAAUCAGGGGUCAAGGUGCAAUACAGGAUCAAUAUGAAAUACAUAGGAAUUUAAGGAAGUGAAACACUAAUUUGCUUGAAAUAAUGGAUUGCAGUUUUUGAUUUUAUGGUGAAUGGUUUUAUAUUUAAUAUUUUCAUGACCUCGUAAGGUUCAUUAAGGAACUAAUACUUACACCAGCACAGUAACUUCUACACAACAACAGUAGGUGGCGUUCAAGACUCAAAACACCAAAGGGUUUUCCACUCUCAGACCACACACAAUGUGCUCAGGCUCAGCAAUACUGGGGGGUUGGUUUGAAGAGAAUGUUUAGCUUAGAUAUUCACUGUUUGGGGGGAAAUACCUGCAAUAAGACUCAGUGUUCAUUUUCCUGACACUGCUAUAUAAGAUAUGAGUCAUUCAUGAAGAACAAUGAAGUCAUUUUUUCUCAUUUGUGCUGCCAAAACUACCAACAGCAAAAAAAAAAAAAAAAAAAAAAAAAAAAAAAAAUCUCUUUCAUUAUCUCACUCUGAUUUUAUGUAUUGCAUUUUCUCACUACCUGCAGGCCCUUUACCUGCUAUUACAAAUCUGAUUUCUAAAGACA
Messenger RNA from Lates calcarifer (barramundi perch), 1773 nucleotides. RefSeq names its product ubiquitin specific peptidase 18 (gene usp18). Gene Ontology annotation, cellular component: cytosol; nucleus. The transcript has 10 exons. The coding region runs from base 214 to 1173 and encodes 319 amino acids. Gene Ontology annotation, biological process: protein deubiquitination. The record is from RefSeq and is a predicted model, not a curated record. Gene Ontology annotation, molecular function: cysteine-type deubiquitinase activity; cysteine-type endopeptidase activity. Lineage: Eukaryota; Metazoa; Chordata; Actinopteri; Centropomidae.